Messenger RNA from Conger conger (European conger), 3929 nucleotides. RefSeq names its product exonuclease 3'-5' domain containing 2 (gene exd2). The record is from RefSeq and is a predicted model, not a curated record. Gene Ontology annotation, molecular function: nucleic acid binding; 3'-5' exonuclease activity. The transcript is spliced from 9 exons. Lineage: Eukaryota; Metazoa; Chordata; Actinopteri; Anguilliformes; Congridae. Gene Ontology annotation, biological process: nucleobase-containing compound metabolic process. The coding region runs from base 751 to 2784 and encodes 677 amino acids. Gene Ontology annotation, cellular component: nucleus; cytoplasm.
UCAAAAUGGGCCGUGGAAACUCCUUUUGCACCACACAACACAAAUGUGCUAGAAAUCUCUACAGACAUGAAAUGCAAAAGGUUUGGUUCUGUUAACGCAAUGCUAAAAUGCAUACAAGAUAUCGUUCGGUACUAGUAAAGACUAACGUAGAGAAUUCAGCAAUAUAAACAGGAAGACUACCAUGCAAGUUCUACCGUUUUAAAAUGUGACUACGAGCUGGGUGGCGCUGUCCCGAAUGCGGCGUGCUGAUCGCUUAAAAGCCGGAAGUGCAGCGCGGUGCCGCCUCAGCGAGAGCGUGCGCUUUGCAGGGCACGUUUGAACCCGUGUGGACUCUGGGGUACAGAGGUAGGGAGAGCCAGUCCUUCAGCAUGGGAGAAGUGUUGUGAGGAGGAUUUCGUCUCCCAGGGCCGCUUCUCAAUCCGGAUUGGUCAGCUCGGAAGAAGCGAAGUGACAUCAUUGGCCUAUUUUUGUCCCCAUUGCAACUCCACCCCCCCCAAAACGGCAUCUUUUGUUUUAUUUCUGCUAUUUGUAGUUGCAACUGAAGAGUGGUACAUUACCAGAGAAAACAAAAAUACUGUGUUCAUAUUGCAUGCUGGUUGCAUGAUACAAGUGCAAUAUACACACAAGUUUGUGUGACUCACCCCCCCCCCCCCCUAUGGGGGUUUUGGAGGCCUGCUCCUGACUGUACCCUGGUGUUAAUUGUUCCCCCCCUCCCCCUGAACUGACCCCCCUCUUCAGUCUGAUGUCAAAAUGUCCCGACAGAGUACUGUCACCGCAGCCUUGGCAACCGUUCUGGGCGCCGCGGUGGGAGGGCUGUUGCUAUGGCGAGCCGUGAGGGCCCAGCGGAAGCUCCUCGAGCUCGCCCGCGGCGAACCCAAACCCAAACCCAAACCCAAACCGCUCCAGGCCGACCCGCCUCAGCCGAGCCCGGCAGGGGCCGUCGAAACCGAAACAGAAACGGAAACGGAAGCCGAGGCCGUCCAGCCACCGACCUCCCAGUUGCCCCUGACGACGCCGACGACCCCCCCUACGCCGGUCACCCCCCCACAGCCGGUGCCCCCCGUGGAGCAGCUGCUGCAGGCCCGGCCGGCCGUGGUGAGCUCCGAGGAGGACUGGGAGCGGCUGUGGCCCUCCCUGGAGGAGGAGCUGGCCGUCUACCCCGUCCUGGGCCUGGACUGUGAAUGGGUAAAGGCCCCGUAUGUGUCAGUGAAGGGGAAGGCCGGCUCCGUGUCCCUGCUCCAGAUGGCCUCGUACACGGGCCUGUGCGCCCUGGUGCGCCUGCCCCGGUUCCGGGUGUCCGGGCGGCCCCUGCCCGACUCCCUGCUGGGCGUGCUGCGUGACCCGCGCGUGCUGAAGGUGGGCGUGGGCUGCUACGAGGACGGCAAGCGCCUCACCCGCGACUACGGCCUGGCGCUGGGCUGCACCGUCGACCUGCGAUACCUCGCCCUCCGCCAGAGGCGAGCCGUGUUGAACAACGGUCUGAGUCUGAAGUCCUUGGCAGCGGAUCUGCUCAACGUCCCUCUGGACAAGUCUCUGGAGCUGCGCUGUAGCGACUGGGAGGCGGAUCGGCUGACUUCCGCACAGGUGAGCUACGCUGCCCGGGACGCCCAGGUGUCUGUCGCCAUCUUCUUCCACCUCCUGGGCCUGAACUCCGUCCCCGCCCCGGCCCCCGACGGCCCCGACGCCGGGGCCCGGUUCUCGCUGCUGUCGUCCCGGUGCCAGGGGCUGGUGGACGUGCCCUUCCGCGGGCGAGGCCCGCUGGGCGAGGGGGACGGGCGGGUUCUGGACGGGGAGAGGAGACGCCGCAACCGGAAAACCGGGUCGGAGAGCUCCGGCUCCGGGGACCAGCAGGUGCCGGACCCCCGCAAGAACCGACGCAAGCCCCUCGGGUCCGGAUAUUCCGCCAGGAAGUCUCCGCUCUAUGACAACUGCUUCCUCUAUGCCCCGGACGGCCAGCCCCUCUGCACCUGUGACAAGAAAAAAGCCAAGUGGUACCUGGACAAGGACAUUGGAGAGCUGCUUAGUGAGGACCCUUUCAUUGUGAAGCUGAAGUUUGAGCCGUCAGGCCGGCCAGACUCCCAGCAGGACUACUACCUCACCGCCAAAGAGAACCUUUGUGUGGUGUGUGGCAAGACCGACUCGUACAUCAGGAAGAACAUCGUCCCUCACGAGUACCGGCGCCACUUCCCGGCGGAGAUGAAGGACCACAACUCCCACGACAUCCUGCUGCUGUGCACGGCCUGCCACGGGGCCUCCAACGUGCACGACGGGCAGCUGAAGCAGGCGCUGGCGGAGGAGCACGGCGCCCCCCUGGGGUGCGAGGAGGGAGUGCGCGUGCUGGAGGACUCGGACCGCCGCCGCGUCCGCUCCGCCGCCCGCGCGCUCGUCACCGCCGGCGACGGCCUCCCGCCGUCCCGCCGCCAGGAGCUCCGCAGCGUGGUGCGCUCCUUCUUCAGCGAGGAGGAUGAGGAGGAGGAUGAGGAGGAGGGGGAGGGGCGGGGGAGAGAGGGUGAGGAGCGCGAGGUCACCGCGGAGAUGCUGGAGACGGCCGCCGGGCUGGAGACCAGGGUCUUCAACGAGAGCUACGUGCCCCACGGGCUGAAGGUGGUGCAGGUGUACUCCCAGCGGGGCCUCCGGGGCCUGAUGGAGCUGGAGACGCGCUGGCGACAGCACUUCCUGUCCACCAUGCGCCCGCGCCACCUGCACCCACUGUGGUCGGUCAACCACAACCACGCCAAGUUCCUGCGCAAGUACGGGGAGGACCUGCCCGUCCUGGUCACCUGACCCGGCCCCGUGCCUGCCCUGGAGAACGGGGAGGAGCGGGGACGUUUCUGCGCACUCCCGGCCCAAACCGGUCGGGCUAGGCCGUCUUCACCCUCCCCCGCUGGCUCUGCCCAUGCGGUCACCAUAGAGACACGACUAGGCCUGUCCGUCAAACCUGGAAGAAGGGGCAGAGUCUGAAACGCAAACCUUUCCUUUGCGGAGACGAGCGACCACGGUGGUUUCGGGACACAACUCUCAAAGCAACGAUGCAGUACGAUGGUGGAGGUUCAAACGCUGCUGCAAGUGCAUACUUUUUAAAGAAAACGUGUAUAAAAAAACAAAAAAAAAACAAACACAAGAAAUUCCACUAAUUUAAUUGGAUAAACUACAUUUUAGAAAGUUUUUGCUCAAACCUGCUCUUAAUUUUUUGUUUUCCUUUUCGAAUAUUAAUAAACCUGCAGGUUUUGUAGCCUUAAUAUAUUUUUCCAUGUGUUCUGAAGCGUGAAAAAAAUCAAUACUUGCUUUUCAGAGCUAUAAUAUGGUGUAAUUUCAUGCCCUUUUCAUGCGGUGGGUGACCUCUAUUUUGACCUGUAGUCUGCCUUUUGCGAUGGGUCUGACGAUGGGCCUAAAAGUGAGUUUUCUCGCUCGAUUGAUGACACGAGGGUCUACAGGUGACUUAUCGCAGUCGGUUCGUGGCACCAGUGAUCCCGUCUCUGGUUCCUAUUGGACGGAAAUGUUGAGCACAGUGGACAGGGGGGUCGCUGGGGGGUGACCCCUGGUCCCGUCUCGGCUCUCCAGUCAGGUCGGCACGGUAACCCGCGUUGCCUCGUUCCGGCAAGUCGAUAUCUUGCGACGGAACGGUCUCGCCAGAACGGUCCACUUCUAUAAGAAACCCGGCUGCUAAUCGAUACACACUAAUGCUUUGGACACUAAAAACUGCAGUGCCAACCUUUCCCUUUUUUUGUGUCUGUAACCUGAGACUGUGACUAGAGCUUACUUUGUAAUUGAAAACCUGACCCAAGCACGCAGAACGCAUCCCUUAUGAGCUCUGAACUAGAAACUGGCAUCUUUUUGGUUUUAUGUACAUUUGUCCAGAUGUAACCCUCUCCAAAAGCUGCUUUGUUUCCUUAAAUUGUAAAUAAAAUAUUAAAGAUCAUAUUUGUAUA